This is a messenger RNA of Symbiodinium natans, 1767 nucleotides long. The record is from the annotation of a GenBank genome assembly. NCBI's taxonomy places the organism in Eukaryota, Dinophyceae, Suessiales, Symbiodiniaceae.
AUGGACAAAUACCUCCAGCAAAGAAUCGUGAUAUAUCCGGAUGGCAACGCGGGCAAGCAGUACACGACAGCAAAGACAGCACAAGCACUGCUGGCUUUGAGCCCUGCUCAGCAGUCCUUGGCACAGGCACUUCGCGGCAUCGUUGGCCAGAGCAACGUUGUGGAAAAUGCAGACGAAACCGGCACCAUGGUGGGAAGAGGCCGUGCUAUUGCUGUUGUCAGGCCCGGGACUUUGGACGAGGCUGUCCGGGUUCUGCGAGCCUGUGUUGCAGCAGACACUGCAAUCAUUCCCCAAGGGGCAAAGACCGGUCUGACGGGCGGGUCUGUUCCCCGAGACUCUGGCUGCGAUAGACCCUUCGUGAUCAUUAACAUGAGACGGCUGCAGAAGAUUCUUCCGAUCGAUGCUGGACAGCAGGUGCUAUGCUUUGCUGGAGCAGGAAUCUGUAGCCUACAAGAGGCCCUAAAGCCCCUGAAUCGUGACUCUCAUUCCGUUCUGGGCUCCAUAUUUUUGAACCCUUCAGUGGCGGCCGGCAUCGCCUUUGGCAGUGGUGGCACGCAGGUCCACAAGGGGCCGGCCUAUACGGAUCGAGCGCUGUACUGCCGAGUUACGAAAGGUGGCGACGUAGAGGUGAUUAACACGUUGGGUUUGAAAACUCCAUCGGGCCAGGAAAUUGUGCCGUUCCUGGAUGAGGCUGAAGUGCUCACUGGCAAGGAUGUGGACCCUACAUGUCGCAGAGCAGCUUCGUGGCCGAACUAUCCGAAGCACGUCACCAGCUUUGAUGGCCAGGUUUCGAGGUAUUGUUCUGACCUCGCGGGCGAAGAUUGCAACCGAUCUGAGGGCAAAGUCUUGAUUCUAGCCACCGUUCACGACACAUUCCCCAUGCCCCGUGAGAGCAAGUUCGUCUGGAUUUCCUGCAAAGACUUUGCAACUGCCAACUUGCUCAAGCGCAAAAUCUUUAGUUCCCCAGACUGCUUGCCAAAGCAGUUCGAGUAUUUGGGCCGUUCCCAAUUUGACUGCUGUGAUCGCGGUGGACGUGUCCUGAUCAAGCUUAUUGAGCUCCUGGGAAUGAUGAACUUGUCAGGCUUAUGGAACUUCAAGCUGAAAUUCGAGGCCUUGCCAAUUCCUUUUGUCAACAUUCUGGCAGACAAGGUUCUGUGGUACCUAAAUCCGAUCUUUCCCGAGUCCUUGCCGAAGCAGCUGAUGCAGCAGGGCAGAGACUUUGACCAUCACCUGAUCAUGGAAAUGACAGAGUUUGGCGGCGGUGAGCUGAAGCGCCUCGAGGCUUUGCUGGACAACACCCUGGCCACUCUUCCUGAAGGUCAAGCCAAGAGCUACGUUUGUCGCAAUGCCUUUGAGUCCUCGCGGGUGAUGCUCUUCCGGUUCGCGGUUCAGCCCUCCAUCCGGACCAUGGCGGUGGGCACCGGCCACCAGGGCUUGAUCAUUGACUACGCGAUGCCCAAGAACUUCGACAAGAUUCUGGAGCUGCCAGAAGACUGGGGCAUUGAAAUGCGCUGCCUUUGCUCACACUUCGGCUGCAAUGUGUUCCAUGAGAGUCUUGUUCUACGGAAAGACGUCGAUGCGGAGGCCGUAAAGAAGCAGAUCAAGAAGUUCAUUGAACGCAGUGGUGGCAAACUCCCAGCAGAGCAUGGACACGGGAUUGAGUAUGCAGCUCCCGAAGACACUCGACAAAGGUGGUGCAAGAUCGACCCCACGAACUGCAUGAAUCCAGGAGUGGGUCAAACCUCGCGCUUGCGCAACUAUGCUUGA